GAGCGAACUGCUUCGAGUUCGGAGCAAGGAAGGGAGCGGUGUGCGCCAGAAGCAUCGAGACGAAGCGGAGAAUGGGGGCGCCGCUCCGCCGCCUCCCGCUCCUCCUGCUCCUCGUCCUAGCCCUCUCGCCGGAGGGGAUGCGGUGGCCGGCGGCAGCCGCGGCGGCGGCGCGGCGCAUCGCGCCGCUGCCCACCGCCGCGCUGCGCCGCCUCUACGACACCUCCAACUACGGCAGGCUGCAGCUCCACAACGGCCUCGCCCUCUCCCCCCAGAUGGGGUGGAACAGCUGGAAUUUCUUCGCCUGCAACAUCAACGACACGCUCAUCCGCGAGACAGGUUCGGCCCCCCGCGGGAUCCCUGACUCCCUUUUGAAGGAGAAGAAGGCGGAGGACCCGAUUGCUUUUUUGAAGAAAAACUAG
Molecule: messenger RNA, 419 nt
Organism: Triticum aestivum (bread wheat)
Lineage: Eukaryota; Viridiplantae; Streptophyta; Magnoliopsida; Poales; Poaceae
Product: alpha-galactosidase-like
Exons: 3
Coding region: 72-419 (115 amino acids)
Source: RefSeq, a predicted model, not a curated record